AGGAUGGAAUAAUAUUCAUGUGAUCUGUGAUUAUGCAGCUUCGUUUAAACUCCCAGGAAUAGAAAAUGGUAUUGGAAAAUUGAUUGAAAAUGCCAAAAAAGUCAAUAUGUGUAUAGGAUAG
Dentiscutata erythropus is the source of this 121-nucleotide messenger RNA. Lineage: Eukaryota; Fungi; Glomeromycota; Glomeromycetes; Diversisporales; Gigasporaceae. The record is from the annotation of a GenBank genome assembly.